Molecule: messenger RNA, 3119 nt
Organism: Phyllostomus discolor (pale spear-nosed bat)
Lineage: Eukaryota; Metazoa; Chordata; Mammalia; Chiroptera; Phyllostomidae
Gene: ARSA
Product: arylsulfatase A
Exons: 9
Coding region: 329-1852 (507 amino acids)
Molecular function (GO): arylsulfatase activity
Source: RefSeq, a predicted model, not a curated record
GGGGCGGGCCGCGGGGGCGGGGCAAGGCGGAAGUGCAGUGGAGGCCUCCGCUGCCCGCUUCCCGCUGCCCGCUUCCCGCUGCCCGCUUCCCGCUGCCCGCUGCCGGCUGUUCGGACCCUCCCCUUCUUGUCUCUGUCCUGCUCUCUCCGCUGCGCCGACCCGGAGGGUCAGUGUCAUGUGACUUCGGCUUCUGACCUCGAGCCUGGGUCGGGACCCCUAGGUGAAGAGGGAAUCUGUAGGUGUCCCGGUCCCGGAGGGUCUACAGGGAAUCAUAUCCCAGCCUACUGUUGCAGGGUCUCCUGUGACAAGGCUGUCCGUGCCGAGUGCCAUGGUGGUGCUGUGGGCCCUCCCACUGGCCUUGGCCGCAGGUCUGGCCGCCGCCUGCCCACCCAACAUCGUGCUGGUCUUUGCUGAUGACCUGGGCUACGGGGACCUGGGCUCCUACGGCCACCCCAGCUCCGCCACCCCCAACCUGGACCAGCUGGCCGCAGCAGGGCUGCGGUUCACUGACUUCUACGUGCCCGUGUCCCUGUGCACGCCCUCCCGGGCUGCCCUCCUGACCGGCCGACUCCCAGUCCGGUCGGGUCUGUACCCUGGAGUACUGGAGCCUGGAUCCCAAGGGGGCCUGCCCCUGGAGGAGGUGACCCUGGCUGAGGUCCUGGCGGCCCGAGGCUACCUCACGGGCAUGGCUGGCAAGUGGCAUCUUGGGGUGGGGCCCGAGGGGGCCUUUCUGCCGACCCACCAGGGCUUCCAUCGGUUCCUGGGCAUCCCGUACUCCCACGACCAGGGCCCUUGCCAGAACCUGACCUGCUUCCCACCGGCCACCCCCUGCGACGGCAUCUGUGACCAGGGCCUGGUCCCGGUCCCGCUGCUGGCCAACCUGUCUGUGGAGGUGCAGCCGCCCUGGCUGCCUGGCCUGGAGGCCCGCUACGUGGCCUUCGCCCGCGACCUCAUGACCGACGCGCAGCGCCAGGGCCGCCCCUUCUUCCUGUACUACGCCUCCCACCACACCCACUACCCGCAGUUCAGUGGGCAGAGCUCCGCCGGGCGCUCGGGCCGCGGGCCGUUCGGGGACUCCCUGAUGGAGCUGGAUGCGGCCGUGGGCGCCCUGAUGGCGGCCCUGCAGGACCUGGGGCUGCUGCGACAGACGCUGGUCAUCUUCACGGCAGACAACGGGCCGGAGACCAUGCGGAUGUCCCACGGCGGCUCCUCCGGCCUCCUGCGGUGCGGAAAGGGAACCACCUUCGAGGGCGGCGUCCGAGAGCCGGCCUUGGCCUUCUGGCCAGGCCACAUCAGCCCUGGAGUGACCCAUGAGCUGGCCAGCUCCCUGGACCUGCUGCCCACUCUGGCGGCCCUGGCCGGGGCCCCGCUGCCCAACGUCACCUUGGACGGCGUGGACCUCAGCUCCCUACUGCUGGGCAUAGGCAAGAGCCCCCGGCAGACUAUGGUCUUCUACUCAGCCUACCCAGAUGAGAUCCGAGGGGUCUUUGCUGUGCGGAAGGGGAAGUACAAAGCCCACUUCUUCACCCAGGGCUCCGCCCACAGCGACACCACCGCAGACCCCGCCUGCCACGCCUCCAGCCUUCUGACUGCCCAUGAGCCCCCACUGCUCUUUGACCUAUCCGAGGACCCCGGUGAGAACUACGACCUUCUGAGGAGCGGGGCUGAGGUCUCCCCAGAGGCCCUGGAGGCGCUGAAGCACCUGCAGCUGCUCAAGGCCCAGUUUGAUGCUGGUGUGAACUUCGGCCCCAGCCAGGUGGCCCUGGGCGAGGACCCUGCCCUGCAGAUGUGCUGCAAGCCAGGCUGCAGUCCCUGGCCAGCCUGCUGCCACUGCCCAGAGACCCCACCCUGAGGGCGCCAGCCCAGGCCCCGCCCUCCCAUUGCAGGGGCUGGGGUGCAUGGAGUGGGUGUGCCCGUGACCUAAUAACACCAGCUGACACUUGUAGGUGUGACGAUUCAUCCGAUCCUUGGGAUGGCCAGAGGUAGGUGCUAUUCUGCCUGUGCACAGUGAGGAAACUGAGGCACGGGGUGAUCCAGCAAUGCGCCUGAGGUCACCCAGCCAGGGACAGGUUGGGCUGGGAGCCGUGCCCAGGCAUCACGGCUCCGGCGAGUGCCAGUCGGUUCACGGGAGCUGUGCUGGGUGAUUGUGUGCCCCUGGCACGGGGUGGGGAGGGGGUGGGGGCCCGUGGGCAGAAGACCCCACAGGGGCUGUGCGCCCAAGAGCGCUGGGAGCCCCGCAGGCACAGGGACCAGGCAGCGCCGGCUCUCGUCAGAAACCCAUCUGAGGCGGGCGGUGAGCUGCACGUUCUGAGGGGUGGGGGCGCCCCGGGCCCUCCAGACCCAGGCAGGCGCACAGGCGGCCCCUAAGACAGCCCCCCGCCCCGCCAGACCCCAGCCCCGGCCCCACAGAGCACACACACAUCCUGUCCCCGGGCUUCCCUGUGACCCAACUCAAGCCGCUCUCCCGCAAGGUGCUCUGGGAGACACGUCCAGCUAGUCCUGUCGCUGCCCCGAACUGCAGGCUCCAGAUACAGUCCAGGCCCCCAGAGUGGCGCCAUGCCCUCCGAGGCCUGCACUCUUCCCAUCCCGCACCCCUCAACCUGCCUGAACCCCAUCCGGUUGGGGCUCUGCAGAGGGGACCUCCUGGCCACCUGCCCGCAUCUGCACACCUGAGUCCCCGUGGUGUGCUGAUGACGGCGGGGCCAGGUGUGCUCCUGGGGCACAGGUGGGCCCCACACGCUCCCUGGUGUGGGCUGGAUGAGACGGGCACCAUCUGGGUGCUCAAGGCCCCCCAGGGGCGACCCAUACCCUCCCUCAUUUGCCGGCCUUGCCCUCUCCAUGGUGGGCAGAGGCCCUGCAUCUUGGAGGUGCAGCCUCGCUCUGUCCCAGGAGACGGGGUCCCACCACAGGGCCAUGGCCAAUCCAGACGGUCGUGAUGAGAGUCCUGGUCGGUACAAGGUCUGGUGCGAGGUCUGCUGGGACCGGGGUCCCCUGGGGGCCGUGCGGACGGUCCCUGGCACCCCUGGGCCCAACCAGACCUCGUGUAGCUGCCAAGCCCGUGUCUCCAGCCGUCGGCCUCCAGAGCUCACAGUGUAAGAAAUAAACCUGCUGUUCAAGCC